Molecule: messenger RNA, 1663 nt
Organism: Ruditapes philippinarum (Manila clam)
Lineage: Eukaryota; Metazoa; Mollusca; Bivalvia; Venerida; Veneridae
Product: slit homolog 1 protein-like
Exons: 3
Coding region: 53-1663 (536 amino acids)
Biological process (GO): toll-like receptor signaling pathway; immune response
Cellular component (GO): membrane
Molecular function (GO): protein binding; transmembrane signaling receptor activity
Source: RefSeq, a predicted model, not a curated record
CGGUAAAGUUAUAUUUCAUUUGGAUGCCUUUUUAAACACAACAGAGAAAGAGAUGGACGUCACACUUCGGGUUAUCUUUCUACUGUGUUUAUGUCAACUUAUUUCACCUACAGCUGCGACUCCGUCGGACAGCAAAUUAGAAAAAUGUUCCUGGUGUCCAAGUUGUUAUUGCAAGGACGAAUCUGUGUAUACUAAUGGUUCAUAUUUGUUGCUUGUGAAUUGCACUGAUGCUGGCCUUACGUCCGUUCCAACAAAUAUUCCGUCGAAUACCACAGUUCUCACCCUAAACGGUAACAAUAUCACGAAAAUUGGUCCGAGAUCAUUCGAACACUUAUCGAAAUUGCUGUAUCUGGAUUUAUCUAAAACUGGCUUAACUUCUUUACAUAGUGAAACAUUUGCAGGACUUGGCAACCUUAGAACCCUUGAACUAAAUGGAAAUAAGAUACGCUACAAAAUCAAGUGUAUUCCUGACGGAGUUUUUGCAGAACUCAAAUCUCUAACACGCCUGAACUUACAGCAAAACUUUUCCGCUGAUGAUGUUGAACCAAAAGAGCAAUACCCCACUAAGGCUCUUUCAAAUCUAAAUUUUCUAGAAGAACUGCUUAUUGACGGCUUGCAAAACCGGACAUUUGCUAACCACAUGGAGAAAAUGAAACGUUUAACGUCACUAACACUUAAUGGUUUUAAUGGACGCUGUUCUGUAAAGAGUAUAGACCCAAAAAUGUUUAAGUUCUGUAAGCGGAUAAAUGUUUUUCAUAUAUUACCAAAUCUUUUGUCUGUGAAUUUAUCGGGAAACUUUCUUGAAAAUGCUUUUAGAAAUGACUUACAGGGCGAAAUAUUUAAGAAUCAGGCAAAGUUAGAAUUUUUAGACAUAUCAGACAAUAAGAUAAGGACCUUACCUCAAAAAUUCUUUACAGGUCUUAAAAGAUUGAUGAAAUUGUGCAUAUCGAACAAUUUUCUUCUGACUUUUGAUGUUAAAAUUAACCACAUGAAUUGGUUAACUUGGUUAGAUAUCAGUAAUAACCUCCUGGUAACAAUUGCCACAAGCACCAGGGAAACUCUUCUGACAUUAUCCCAUGACACAGAGCAUGACUUGUCUGUUAAUUUACAGAAUAACAAACUAGUUUGUUCGUGUUCUUAUAUUAGAUUUGUCAAGCAAUUCUCAGAGAUGACACAACAUUUUCGACGGCUAAAGUCGUACACUUGCAAAUACGAAUCGGGUGUUACAAAGGAUUUAGCGUACGCGAAAACAAUUUAUGAAACUCUUCAGAAAGAUUGUGCCGAUUAUAAAGUAACUAUAAUAACUAUAACCUCACUUUCCUUUCUACUUGUUCUAGUAGUCGUUGGAUCUUGCAUUAUCUAUAGAUAUAGGUGGAAACUUCGCUAUUUAUACUACUCUGCAAAGAUGAGGCAUCGGGGAUACACACCUGUGGACAGUAGCAAUGAUGAUACAACUGAGUUUGCCUACGAUGUUUUCAUAUCAUACAGUGACUCCAACAGGAGAUUUGUGAAAAAUGUUCUUGUACCUGAAUUAGAGGCAAAAAGGCACCACGUAAGAGUUAUGGAUCAUAUGCGUGAUUUCAUUCCUGGAAAUUUCGUUGUCGACAAUUUUUAUUUAAUUUUCAAAAACGAAAAAUUUAAGAAAGACCAUGAUUUUUCAUGA